Messenger RNA from Manis pentadactyla (Chinese pangolin), 898 nucleotides. Its product is annotated as transcription elongation factor A protein-like 8. Lineage: Eukaryota; Metazoa; Chordata; Mammalia; Pholidota; Manidae. The transcript has a single exon. The record is from RefSeq and is a predicted model, not a curated record. Bases 199 to 552 code for a protein of 117 amino acids.
AGAAGUCCUUAUAGUCCAAGGCCUGUUUCCCUGUAGCAGCUUCCUAUAGAUGUGGUAGGAGGAAAGUGCUCCAGAUCCUUUCAGGACUCUUGGUCUAACGGGUGCGGCACAAAUCGAGUGAGGGAAGAGGGAGGAAAACCCCCUGGAUCCCUGCAGGGUUAAUUUAUUAAAAAAGGAAAUAAUAGAAAAACCGUCAACAUGCAAAAGCCUUGUGAAGAAAAUGAAGGAAAACCACAGAACAUGCCAAAGGCCGAGGAAGAGCGCCCUCUGGAAGAUGUACCACAGGAGGCAGGAGGAGAUGCUCAACCUUCCGAAGAAGGUGUAAGCCAGGAAGCAGAGGGAAACCUUAGAGGAGGGCUGACUCAACCGGGCCAGAGAUUUAAGGAGGACAUUCCUGUUAGGCAUUUGGACCCUGAAGAAAUGAUAAGAGGAGUAGAUGAGUUGGAAAGGCUUAGGGAAGAGAAAAGAAGGGUAAGAAACAAGUUUGUGAUGAUGCAUUGGAAGCAAAGACAUUCACGCAGCCGUCCUUAUCCUGUGUGCUUUAGGCCUUGAAUUCUGUUUUUGUCUGAUGGUAAAAUCUGGCCCCUGCUUUCUUUAUUAGCAUUUUAUGAUGUAUCUUUGACCUUCAUUUUACUCUUAAUCUGAAUGAAUUUUGUUUUAGGUAAUUUACUUGUUAUGAGUAUCUCACUGGAUUUUGUACUUUGACCCAUUCUCUAGGUCUAUUUUUCAGUUAGGAAGUUUCACAUUUGCAUGAAAAUACGUUCAUUUCGUAUUGUAAAAUAAAAUAUAACAGGUUACAAAGCAGCGUAUUUAGUAUCAGCUCACAUAUGUAGGAUAAAAUCCCAAACUGUGUAUACAUAUGUAUACAUACAUGUACCAGAAACUGCUUUGUGUGGUG